AUGGCUGUGAACGUGUACUCGACCUCAGUGAGCAGCGAUAAUUUAAGUCGCCACGAGGAGUGGAUCAAUGAGUCUCUACAGAUGAACCUCACCAAGAUAGAAAUGUUGUGCUCAGGUGGUGCAUACUGCCACUUCAUGGACAUGCUGUUUCCCAACUCAGUGCCUCUGAAGAGAGUUAAAUUUGGUGCCAAGCUGGAGCAUGAAUGCAUCCAUAAUUACAAGCUCCUGCAGCUGUCCUUCAAAAAGAUGGCAGUUGACAAAAUCAUUCCAGUAGACAAACUGGGGAAGUUCCAGGACAACUUUGAGUGCCAGUGGUUCAAGAAGUUCUUUGACGCCAACUACGAUGGAAAGGAGUACGACCUCAGAUCAGACGAGACAACCCGCUGA
Labrus mixtus (cuckoo wrasse) is the source of this 387-nucleotide messenger RNA. Its product is annotated as microtubule-associated protein RP/EB family member 1-like. The record is from RefSeq and is a predicted model, not a curated record. Gene Ontology annotation, molecular function: microtubule plus-end binding. Lineage: Eukaryota; Metazoa; Chordata; Actinopteri; Labriformes; Labridae. Gene Ontology annotation, biological process: regulation of microtubule polymerization or depolymerization; spindle assembly; protein localization to microtubule plus-end. Gene Ontology annotation, cellular component: microtubule plus-end; spindle midzone; microtubule organizing center.